Messenger RNA from Microplitis demolitor, 1401 nucleotides. RefSeq names its product ankyrin repeat and death domain-containing protein 1A-like. Gene Ontology annotation, molecular function: protein binding. The record is from RefSeq and is a predicted model, not a curated record. Lineage: Eukaryota; Metazoa; Arthropoda; Insecta; Hymenoptera; Braconidae. The transcript has 4 exons. Bases 1 to 1401 code for a protein of 466 amino acids.
AUGGAGCAAGAGGACACGGGACUUGAAUACCGACAGAAUUUCGAUGAGGAAGAUGACAAUAAUGGCAACGAACCAUGGCGAUUCCUGUUGUUGAAGGAUUUUGAAGUAAGAAGCACGUGUGUUAACGACUCUACAGAUUUGGAUUCAGAUUCGGGGGACUCAUUGAUGGAAUUAAAUACACCAGAUGGGCAUUAUGCAAAUCCGGAAGAAAAAUCAAAAUUAAUACACACAAAACAACAUGUAACAGACGUCAAUGACAAUUUUGCAUUCUUUGUACCCGCCAAAGGGGAUGUGGAUUCGAGCUUAACGGAUGUGUCGCUUGAGAUGAAGUUGAUAAAUAUGACAAAUCUACAAGGAACUCAACUGGAACAAGGCGAUAUUCUAAUAAUAAAUAAAAGAAAGAGACCCGGAUUGGGAUUGGUCUAUACAUUGGAUGCCGGUGGUCGUACAUCAGAGAAAAUAAUAGAUAUGAUUAUGGUGUCAUUGGGAAUAUUGAUUAAGCGAGAAGGGUAUAAGACAUUGAGAGUCCCGGCGGGAAGUGAACAUUCGAAUAAAGCACUACAAGGUUAUUACAUUCGAAAGUUACGUAAGAUUGAUUUAUUAACGAAAUUCGGGAUAGCAAUUCCACUGAGACAGCAAGAAGCUGAAGAUGUAGCAAAAGCGUUAGCAGGAAAAGCAGAUAAGGAUGAUAGUGGGAAUCGACCGAUACAUCAGCUCGUCAUCGCUGUUGGACAGGACACAGGAGCAAACAGGGCAGGACUAGUAGAAAUAAUGGAAUACAUGCUACAAAAUGGAGUCGAGGUGGAGGUGAGAAAUCGCGAAGGAGUCGCAGCUGUGCAUCUGGACGUACGACAAGGGUAUAUGGAAAUAUUUGAUUCGUUUACUGAACAUAAUGUGAAUAUGGACAUUGAAGAUGAAAAAGGAAGAACACCAUUAUUCUACGCAGCGGAGUAUGGGCAUACGGAAAAAGUAAAUGCAUUAUUAAAACAAGGGGCUAGAGUCAAUCAUAGGGAGUGCCAUGGAAUGACACCACUGUUCAUGAUAUUUAAGAAAAUUCUUGCUCACCGAUAUGAAGGAGACAAUUCGUACAGUCCAGAUCAUAUAAGAAAGAUGGGAAUAGCGGAAAUGCUAAUAAAAUUUGGAGCCAAUGUCAAUCAGCAGACGACUAAUGAAGGGGCAGCACCAUUGCACCUAGCAGGAGCAAGAGAGUAUGAUGAGAUUGUAACGAUGCUGCUAGAAAAUGGAGCAAAUGUUAAUCUAAAAGAUAAAAAGAGAAGAUACGUGCAAAAUGAAGCGGAGUAUGAAGUAAAAUGUAAGAAGGAAAUGGAGGAAAUGAAGGAAAUUGUGUUAAUACGUCAAGGGAAAAGAGAAGUGACACCUAUCGACAUGUGGAAAGCAUGA